Hippoglossus stenolepis (Pacific halibut) is the source of this 1828-nucleotide messenger RNA. It is a transcript of the gene tafa4b, whose product is annotated as TAFA chemokine like family member 4b. The transcript is spliced from 6 exons. Gene Ontology annotation, molecular function: receptor ligand activity. NCBI's taxonomy places the organism in Eukaryota, Metazoa, Chordata, Actinopteri, Pleuronectiformes, Pleuronectidae. The record is from RefSeq and is a predicted model, not a curated record. The coding region runs from base 676 to 1083 and encodes 135 amino acids.
GAGGAGCGACGGGAGAGCAACUAUCACUCCUACAUCACCACACCAUCACUCUCAUCAGCAUCUCUCCGGCGACUCUUACGCGCUCAGGUGGAUGAACUUGUGUGUGUGGAGUGGUCGCCAGAAGAAAAAAACGAACACAACGGGUCGGUGGUGUCUUUUCAGGGGAAUUACGCACUUUUUGGUGACUUUCUCCCCACUCUGGUUUUGAGAUGCUGGGACGCGGGGAGCUCCUGCUGCCAGACUGGACCACAUCACCACUUCUGCGCGGGCUCUGGUCUCUCAGCCGGCUCCAUGGGGCUGGUUCUCCUCCGGCGUGGCUGUAACCAUCCUCACCCCCCUGGCUCGGUGUGUUUGUGCGCGGGCUCCAGGACCCAUGGACAUCAGGCUCAAAAGGAUUGGAGAUUAGUGGAAAACAAAACCAGUGGAGUUGAAGUUGGAAGUGGAAAGUCUCACCUGGAUCCUUUAAAAUUCCUAGUGAUCAUGCCAUCGAGUUUAUAGAUUUGGGGGCUUCUUCUGUUUGAGAGGAGGAAGAGGAGAAACAGGAGUAAGACGAGGAAGAGCAGAGGGCGACACAGAGCUGAGGUGUGGGUGAAUGCAGCCAUGGCCUGUACUCCCUGUCCAUAGAGGAGCUACUCAGAGGAAGAGAGAUCAAAAGAGACUGAGACGACCAACAGGAUGAAACUGUGGCGGAGGUCAGCUUGGCCUUUGCAGGUGGCCUUCCUCGUUGCCUUGGUGAUGCUCAGUGUUGACCCGGUGUCUGCUGGCAACCGUAACCAUCGGGGACCGACAGUCUCGUACCAGGUGAAGCAGGGGACGUGUGAAGUGGUGGCCGUCCAUCGCUGCUGUAAUAAGAAUAAGAUUGAGGAGCGCUCUCAAACUGUCAAGUGUUCCUGUUUCCCGGGGCAGGUUGCCGGCACCACCAGAACCAGACCUUCAUGUGUGGAAGCCUCCAUUGUAGCCCAGAAGUGGUGGUGCCAGAUGCAUCCGUGUAUGGAUGGGGAGGAGUGCAAGGUCCUGCCUGACCUGACUGGCUGGUCCUGCAGCACUGGCAACAAAGUCAAAACCACCAAGGUCACACGAUAGCAAGAGAGCCGCUGAGCCAUGAGGAAACCUGAAACUCUCCAUGUGGAAAGGGAUGGAUGACUCACACAUAUUUACUGUACGAUGGGGAGGAAUAUCAAGGAAAGGACCGCUGUCAGGCCAUCCAUCACAAAACAAUGGGAUAAAAUGUACUCAUCACAAACUAUGUACUCUUGGCUACAUGGAGCCGCACAUAUGGCAUAUACACUAUGCUGGUUAAGACCAAUGGACUACAAUCAUGGACACCCAGGGUACAUGUGGACACAGAUGGACUCUUAUUUUCCAGUAAAGGACAACGUGUGUAUUGAUCACAAACUGGUCGAUUUUAGACACAGAUUAAGUAUUUCAAAGUAUAUAUUUCAACAAAGCAUUUGUGGACGAGUGUGAGAUGUGAGCUAAAAGCUUAGAGUGCUGCUGGAUGCCGUCCAGACCUGUCUCAAUACGUAGAGCUUAUACCGGAGACAGCGCAGAUGAUUUGGCAGAAAUAAAAAAGCGCUAGCAUCUCAUAACUAGCAAAUAGCAAAUAAGCGUGGAAUUGCUCUUGUGGGUCAAGUCACCACCAUGAAGACUGUUUUGCAGAAGUCAUUUUGCAGUUCUAAUUAGGAAUUGCAGCGUAGGAUCAUAACAACAUAUUAAAAAUUCAUGUAAGAUAUUUGCACUAGUUGAGACCGUUUGGGAAUGUUUUGUUUUUCUAGAUUUCUCCCAUCUUUUGCUGUGGAUGUCACAUGAAAUUGAAGGUGAGCAUUUU